AACUUCCAGAGCUUGAUAUUUCUCAACUCCAUACCCUGCCCUGGUUGAUCUAGGAACCCAACAAGAUGCUCUGCAGACCAAUAUUACUGUGAGCCUGAAAUUAAUUUUCAUCGGCAACUUCCACAGCCCGCUCAAGGUAUAUUUCUUCUCCUCAUGAAACGGACGGUAGUCCAUCCGUCCACCUCCUACCACCAACCGUCUGUUUGAAUAUCCAAGAUACUCAAAGACACCCACCUCAUGCACCGGAUUAAGACAUAUUUUGAUUGUUAUUUUUGAUGAGUGUAUUGUCAAAACCAAGCGUCCAAGGUAAUGGAUAACUUGGAUGGGUAGCAAAGCGCAACGGGCCGUCACCAGCACCUGCCAAACAUCCAAAGUUCAGCCACGGCAUCUCAUGGCUCUGGUAACUUCCCAGAAAACUGACCUACCCGUGCCUCCUAUUCCAGGCAGACCAAGGCACCAACCCCAUACUGCUGUCAGUCAGUCAGCUUGCGCCAACUAUCAUCAACCUCUUCCUUCGUUUCAGCAGCGUUGAUCGGUAUUCUUUCUCUCUUUCCCCAACGCAACACGGCAUAUCAAUCCAGCAUGGGUCCGAGAAAACCACCGAACAAGCAUCCGUUUUAUGCACCAGAGGACUCCUCCUCUCUAAAACACGUCACCAACGCAGAGGAUAUUAGGGAUUUCGCUCCUCGUCGCUCGGGUCGCGCGACUAAGAAGCCCAGCCAUCCUGGUGAUAUCGAACAAGAGCAGGCACCUGCGAAGACUAGAAAGCGGAAGGCAAAUAACCCAGCACUUGAUAAGCCGGAGCCUGAGGCAGAGCAGGAUGAGGGGCAGCAAUCUGGGCCCGACUCUGAUCCUGACAGUGAACCUGAGCCCGAACUGCCCGAGCACGUGACGAAAGACAUCAUCGCGGCGUCGCUCGAACCAUGGAAGGAAAACGAAUUGGAAGAGUGGGAUGGUUGGGCAGAGGUGGUGUCGGAUCCCAAGCUCUUCACCGACAUCUUAAGAAAGCUGGGUGUUGAGGACGCAGAGAUAAGAGAACCGCUGGACCUCGAGACGCUCGCUGCCACUUUUGAGUCUCCGGUUUAUGGGUUGGUAUUCCUUCAAAGUUACAUAAGUAUGCGGCAGGUUUGGCUCCCGCAUCAGCCCGACGACAAAUCAGAUUUGUGGUUCUCCAGGCAGACGGCUACGAAUGCGUGCGGUACCAUUGCCCUCCUGAACAUUGUCAUGAACGCCAAAGAUCUUGCUCUCGGGGAAAAGCUUAGCGAGUUCAAGGAGCAGUCCAAGGACUUGAGCCCCCCGUUCCGAGGCAACAAGGUCGCCACCAGCACCUUUAUACGAGCUGCCCACAAUAUGCACAACAGCCGCCUUGACCUUCUAAAUGCUGUGCUGGAGCUUGAACAAGACGCCAUGCGGAACAAGCGGGCCCGGGCGGCCAAGAGGGCAAGGGGAAAGGCAGCAUCUGCUAAUAGAAGACGCAGUAGUGGUGCUUCUAGUGCAGCCUAUCAUUUUGUUGCUUUUGUGCCCAUCGGUAACGGCAUCUGGCUUUUUGAUGGCUUGGACACGGAACCGGGAUACAUCUGCGACAUUGAGAAUCCCGACAACUGGUUAAUAGACAUUCAGUGGACUCUGGAAGAGUACAUGAGAGGGCGGGAAACCGAGUGCAACCUCAUGGCCCUCUGCGGGAACACCCAAACCGACAGCGAAAAUAGGGCUGCCAGCCGCCAAAACGAUUUCGGACUGGCCAUUCACGAGUGGAUAAAAAGGUUGAGCGAGUCUGGUGCCCUUGACGAGCUCGUCGAGAAUUAGUUGAUCUUGCAGGAAGCGGAGAGAUACCCGGAAAAUGUGGAAUAUGAGGAUGGGGAGUAUGAAGAUGACGAGUGCUGUGAAUUCGAAGACGGUUAUCGUUGGGAUGAUGAUGAUAAUGGAGAAAAUAAUACAAGCAAGAAGAGGGCCAGGUCGCCGGGACUUGACGACGAAGAAAUACGGCGGAAAAGGCGGAGAUGGUUGGCCGACUUGACCGGAGACUUGAGGCCGCUUCUGUAUCAACUUUGGCAACACCUGAAUAUGGAUACGACGUUCGUUACCCUGGAUCAGUUCAGGCCUGGGACGCAGGGAGAGAUUGAGCUUCCAUCUUUCCUUCUCAAGAAUCCGACUGUGACUGAUUGGUUUGAUAUUUUGCAGAACAAGAAAAAGAAUAAGAAAAAAAAGUAACUGUCUUGAUAGCGAGAAUUUAUAUAGACAUAAAUAAUGCAAAUGGAAAAAAAGGGAAAAAAAAAGUCCACGGCGUGUGUGCCAGCAGAAUGUGAAUAGUUUCCAUGACGUAUUAUGC
Molecule: messenger RNA, 2329 nt
Organism: Podospora bellae-mahoneyi
Lineage: Eukaryota; Fungi; Ascomycota; Sordariomycetes; Sordariales; Podosporaceae
Exons: 2
Coding region: 583-1806 (407 amino acids)
Biological process (GO): ubiquitin-dependent protein catabolic process; protein deubiquitination
Cellular component (GO): cytoplasm
Molecular function (GO): cysteine-type deubiquitinase activity
Source: RefSeq, a predicted model, not a curated record